This is a messenger RNA of Mesocricetus auratus (golden hamster), 1973 nucleotides long. It is a transcript of the gene Top1mt, whose product is annotated as DNA topoisomerase I mitochondrial. NCBI's taxonomy places the organism in Eukaryota, Metazoa, Chordata, Mammalia, Rodentia, Cricetidae. Gene Ontology annotation, molecular function: DNA topoisomerase type I (single strand cut, ATP-independent) activity; DNA binding. The transcript has 14 exons. Gene Ontology annotation, cellular component: mitochondrial nucleoid; chromosome. Bases 74 to 1903 code for a protein of 609 amino acids. The record is from RefSeq and is a predicted model, not a curated record. Gene Ontology annotation, biological process: DNA replication; DNA topological change.
GGGCUGCUUUAGGGGAAAUAUCAGGCCUGCCUGCUGCUGGCUGGGAGAUUUUUGCUGGGAAAGGAGGCACCUUAUGGCUCGUGUCCCUGGUCUCUUGGCGGGCCUAGGCAACAGCAAUCUUUGCAGAACUUCCUGUUGCCUAGGGGAGGUUGCUUUAGACUGGACAGCUGGUGCCUGCAUCCGCGUCCUCCUGGAAGUGCAGGCAUUUGGGGUUUCACCGCUUAGGUGGGAAGGAAACGUCCAGAACAUCGUGAAGUGGAGGCAGCUGGAGCACAGGGGCCCAUACUUCACCCCUGCCUACGAGCCCCUUCCUGACAGCGUACACUUCUUCUAUGACGGAAAGCCAGUGAAGUUGAGCUUGGCAGCAGAGGAGGUCGCCACUCUGUAUGGGAAAAUGCUGCACCUGGAGUGUACGACCAAGGAAGUCUUCCGGAGGAACUUCUUCAGCGACUGGCGGAAGGAGAUGACAGCUGAGGAGAGAGAGCUUAUCACACGCCUUGACAAAUGCGACUUUGCGGAGAUCCACAAGCACUUCGUGGAAAGAGCUGAGGCCCGCAGGAGCCUGCCCAAAGAGCAGAAGCAGAAGCUAAAAGAAGAGGCCGAAAAGCUUCAGCAGGAGUUUGGCUACUGUAUUCUAGAUGGCCACAGAGAAAAGAUAGGCAAUUUCAAGAUGGAGCCGCCUGGCUUGUUCCGUGGCCGAGGUGAGCAUCCCAAGAUGGGGGUGCUGAAGAGGAGAGUUAGGCCGGAGGAUGUGAUCAUCAACUGUGGCAGGGAUUCCAAGAUCCCCGAGCCCCCAGCCGGUCACCAGUGGAAAGAAGUGCGUUCAGAUAAUACAGUCACGUGGCUGGCUGCGUGGAUGGAGAAUAUCCAGAAUACCUUCAAGUACGUCAUGCUGAACCCCAGCUCCAAGCUGAAGGGGGAGAUGGAUUGGCACAAGUAUGAGGUUGCACGGCGCUUGAGGAGAGUUGUCGACAAGAUCCGUGCUCAGUAUCGGGCUGACUGGGAAUCCCCAGAAACGAAGAAAAGACAGCUGGCUGUGGCCCUUUAUUUUAUUGAUAAGCUGGCGCUGCGAACAGGAAAUGAGAAGGAAGAGGGUGAGACAGCUGACACCGUGGGCUGCUGCUCGCUCCGUGUGGAGCAUGUCCGGCUGCAUGAAAAGGCAGAUGGCCAAGAACAUAUUGUGGAGCUGGUCUUCUUGGGAAAGGAUUCCAUCCGCUAUAAUAACCGUGUGACGGUGGAGAAGCUUGUGUUCCAGAACCUUCAGCACUUCAUGGAGGACAAAGACCCUGGGGACAACCUCUUUGAUGCACUGAGUACGGCCAGUCUGAACAAGCACUUGCAGGACUCGAUGGAGGGGCUGACAGCCAAGGUGUUCCGGACCUACAAUGCCUCCGUCACUCUGCAGGAGCAGCUGCGGGCGCUGACCAGGGCUGAAGACAGCCUGACCUCCAAAAUCUCAGCUUACAACCGGGCGAACCGGGCUGUGGCCAUCCUCUGUAACCAUCGGAGAGCAAUCCCCAAGACCUUCGAGAAGUCAAUGCAGAAACUCCAGGAAAAGAUUGAGAUAAAGGAGGCGCAGGUGACCGAGGCGCAGGCGGAGCUGGAGAGGGCGAAGGCUGACCUUAGGACGCAUGGGGAGAGCAAGUCCAAAAGUCUGCUGCAGAAGCAGCAGCGGCUGCUGAAGCUGGAGGGACAGCUGGCCCGACUGCGCGCGAAGGCCACAGACAAGGAGGAGAACAAGCAGGUGGCCCUGGGCACCGCUAAGCUCAAUUAUCUGGACCCCAGGAUCAGCAUUGCCUGGUGUAAGAGGUUUGGAGUACCGAUAGAGAAGAUCUACAGCAAGACCCAGAGAGAGAGGUUCGCCUGGGCCUUCGACCGGGCAGGCGAAGACUUUGAAUUCUAAACAGCCCUUUGCCACUUUCUCACUGUGAAACAAUACUGUAGUUUUCUAUAAUAAAAUGCUUGAGAAAUGG